Molecule: messenger RNA, 30504 nt
Organism: Pantherophis guttatus
Lineage: Eukaryota; Metazoa; Chordata; Lepidosauria; Squamata; Colubridae
Gene: OBSCN
Product: obscurin, cytoskeletal calmodulin and titin-interacting RhoGEF
Biological process (GO): protein phosphorylation
Molecular function (GO): protein kinase activity; protein binding; guanyl-nucleotide exchange factor activity
Source: RefSeq, a predicted model, not a curated record
AGCCUCCUCUCCACCGUCUUCUGGAUGGUUACUGAAAUUGUCAAGAACCUGUCCAUCGUCCCAAUUAAAGAGGCUUGAAAAAAAGACCCCAGGCCAACAAGAUGGAUUACAUUUCCUACAGCGGCGUCCCGAGGUUCUUGACGAGGCCCAAAGCCUUCGUGGUCUCCAUGGGCAAAGAUGCCACCCUGAGCUGCCAGAUCAUUGGCAACCCCAUCCCAUUGGUGAGCUGGGAGAAGGACAAACUCCCCAUCCAGACAGGAGGACGCUUCAAGAUGGUAGAAGAUGAUGACCUUUAUCGUCUCACCAUCUACAACUUGAGCUUGGAGGACAGCGGUCAGUACAUUUGCCGGGCCAAGAACACCAUCGGGGAAGCCUUCGCCGCCGUCAGUAUCAAAGUCGGCGAGCAGACCACCGUGACGGAAUCGGCCCCAUACUUCAUCCAGAAGCCCACAUCCAUCCGAGUGAUCAUGGGUGAAGAUGCCAUGUUCAAGUGCAUCGUCCAAGGUAGUCCUCCCCUCGCCAUCAACUGGGAGAAAGAUGGGAAGCAUCUGGGCAAAUCAUCUGACUCCAACCGGAUCCGGAUUGAAUCCCAGGGUGAGAAGAACGCUCUGAAGAUCCAAAGUACUCAUUUGGGAGACAGCGGGACCUACACUUGCCGUGCAGAGAAUCCUUUAGGAUCCUCCAGUGCAGCCGCUGCGUUGAUGGUAGAUCUUCCAGAUUCCUACAGCCCAGGCAGCACGAGACACAGUAUAGAUGACAUCGGCAGCAAGACCUCUCCGUUGUUGUCCCACAUGCAGAAAAGACGAGAAGAAAUCCGGAAGACCGAUUUGUCCAACGUAGAGUCCUUGAUCUCCACCGAACGACGGUCCAAACUCGGAUUGAGCUUGUCCUUGGAUUACGAACGGGCUGCUAGCUUGACCUCCAAGGGACUCCGAGGUGAUGGAGGUUCAUAUUAUCGGGUCACCACUCGAAGCUUCACUGUCACCGAGGGCAAGCACGCCAAAAUGAGCUGCUACGUAACCGGAGAACCCAAACCGGAGACGGUUUGGAAGAAGGACGGAGAGGUGAUCCUGGAGAGCCGGAGACACAUAAUUUACGAGGACGAGCAAGAGAAUUUUGUCUUGAAGAUCCUCUUCUGCAAACAGGUCGAUAACGGCCUCUACACCUGCACAGCUUCAAAUUUGGCGGGUCAGACCUACAGUUCUGUGUUGGUAACUGUCAAAGAACCGAGAAUACCUUUCAAGACAAAACUCCAAGAUUUGGAAGUUCGGGAGAAGGACUCCGCGAUCUUCGUGUGCGAAGUUCCCCAUUCUGAUGUGGAGACCACUUGGUUCAAAGAGGAGACCAGACUUCAACAGAAUGACAAGUACAAGAUUGAAGAAGAUGGGCUAUGCCGCAAGCUCACAGUCCAAAAUGUCACCAUGGAUGAUGACGCUGUCUACAUUUGCGAGAUGAAGGAAGGCAGCAGAACCAUCGCUGAAUUGAGCGUUCAAGGCAACAUUGUCAAGAAACUGCCAAGGAAAACAGCUGUCAGUAUAAAAGACACUGCAGUGUUCUGCGUGGAACUGGAACAGAAGUGCGAGAAGUUCCGAUGGUUGAAGAAUAAAGAAGAAUUAAAACCCAGUGGUCGCAUUUCAAUCUCAUCCGCAGAUAGAGAAUACACCAUGAUCAUCCGGGAUUGUCAAAUGGAAGAUGGAGGAGAAAUUGUCUUUGUGGCUGAUGAGUGUAGAACAUCCACGCAAUUUACUGUCUCUGCUCCAAAGAAACCCCCAUCACAUCCUCCAACUGACCCAGUGGUGAAAAAUAAAACAGAAACCUCAGUGACGUUAGCCUGGUCUCUUCGGAAGACGGACCGGCCUGUCCCAAUAGAUGGCUACCUUGUUGAACGUAAGAAGCUGACUGGAUUUGCAUGGCUGAGGUGCCACCAAGCUUUGGUGUCCCAAACUGAGUUGAUGGUCAACAACAUGACUGAAGAGGCUGACUACCAGUUCCGAGUUUCUGCAGUAAACAAGUAUGGCCAAAGUGAUUAUCUGGAAUUUCCUGGAGUCUGGCAUCUUGAACCUACCCUGGCAGUGAAAACUCCUCUGAGAAAUGUCGAAGUUGCACCAGGGAGAGAUGCAACCUUCACUGUGGACCUCACCAUCCCUAGUCCCGGCUCAUGGUACAUCAAUGGCAACCUUGUGCAGAACAGUGACAAAUACAUAAUUACGAGAACCAAAGCAAGCCACAGUUUAAUAAUUAAGCGGGUCACCAGUGCGUUCAAGGAGGCAGAGGUGAAAUUUGUAACCAAGGAUAUUGAAAGCAUUGGAAGAGUCACCUUGAAAGAUGAAGUGGCCACAUUUGUCAAUGACUCAGCCCCUGGGAUUUCAGUCAACCUUCAUGAGAAGUUUGAGCUGGUUUGCGAAGUGUCCUCAGCCACUGAUGCAGUCUUGUGGCGAAAGGGGAAGAAGGACAUCAAGCCAGACCAAAGGGUGACAUUUUCUGUUCAGGGAAAACAGCGAAAACUUAUUGUCCAAAACGCCAUCAAGGAAGACGAAGGGGUUUAUACCUGCGAAUCAAAAGAUGACCGACUAACCUUCCAGGUGGAGGUCAAAGAGCCUGCAGAGGUCUUUUUUGGCAAGGAGAAAGUCCAGAAAGAAAUCAGAGCUAUUCUUUCCGAAAACGCUUUUCUCAGCUGCGAAGUAGCCCAGCCCACAAUGGAAGUGAGAUGGUUCAAGGAUGGGAAACUCAUCACCCCAAGCAAGAAAUUCAAGAUUGAAACAGAAGGGAAAUCUCGCUGGCUGAUUAUCCGACAAGUUGACAGGAAGGAUGGAGGUCAAUACACCUGCGAAGCAGAUGGCCAGAAACUGGCCUUCAAAGUGAUUGUAACAGAUAGAGAGGUUGAGGAGAUAUUUGUCAACCAGAAGAAAGUCCAGAAGGACAUAAGGACUGUGGCUUCAGAGAACGUCUCUCUCAGUUGUGAGGUGGCCCAGACCAAGACAGAAGUCAAGUGGUUCAAAGAUGGGCAGCUGAUCACCGACACCAAGAAGUUCAAAAUAGAAGAACAAGGUGAAUCCCGUUGUCUGGUUGUUCAACAGGUGGAGAAGAAAGAUGCAGGUGAAUAUACCUGCGAAGCUGAUGGCCAAAAGCUCACCUUCAAAGUCACGGUUGCAGAUGAAAAGAUUAAGGAAGUCUUUGUCAACCAGAAGAAAGUCCAGAAGGACAUAAGGACUGUGGCUUCAGAGAACGUCUCUCUCAGUUGUGAGGUGGCCCAGACCAAGACAGAUGUCAAGUGGUUCAAAGAUGGGCAGCUGAUCACUGACACCAAGAAGUUCAAAAUAGAAGAACAAGGUGAAUCCCGUCAUUUGGUUGUCCAGCAGGUGGAGAAGAAAGAUGCAGGUGAAUAUACCUGUGAAGCUGAUGGCCAGAAGCUCACCUUCAAAAUCACAGUUGCAGAUGAAAAAAUUAAAGAAGUUUUUGUCAACAAGGAGAAGGUCCAGAAGGACAUCAAGGCUGUCGCUUCAGACAACAUUUCUCUCAGCUGUGAGGUGGCCCAGGACAAGACAGAAGUCAAAUGGUUCAAGGAUGGAAAAUUGAUCACCUCCAACAAAAAAUUCAAGAUAGAAGCAGAAAACAGAUCCCGUCAUCUGGUUGUCCUACAGGUGGAAAAGAAAGAUGCAGGUGAAUACACCUGUGAAGCGGAUGGUCAGUUGCUGAACUUCCAAGUAACCGUAACAGAUAAAGAAGUUCAGGAGAUGUUUAUCAACAAGGAGAAGGUCCAGAAGGAUAUCAAGGCUGUGGCUACAGAGGACGUCUCUCUCAUCUGUGAGGUGGCCCAGGCCAAGACAGAUGUCAAGUGGUUCAAGGAUGGAAAAUUGAUUACCUCCAACAAGAAAUUCAAGGUGGAAACAGAUGGCAGAUCCCGGCGUCUGAUUGUUCAACAGGUGGAGAAGGAAGAUGGCGGCAAAUACACCUGUGAAGCUGAUGGCCAGAAGCUCACCUUCAGAGUAACUGCAUCAGACAGAGAAAUUGAGGAGGUGUUUGCCAACAAGGAGAAGGUCCAGAAGGACAUCAAGGCUGUGGCUUCAGAGAAUGUCUCUCUCAGCUGCGAGGUGGCCCAGGCCAAGACAGAAGUCAAAUGGUUCAAGGAUGGAAAAUUGAUCACCUCCAGCAAGAAAUUCAAGGUGGAAGCUGAAGGCAGAUCCCGGCAUCUGGUUGUCCAACAGUUGGAGAAGAAAGAUGGAGGCGAAUACACCUGUGAAGCAGAUGGUCAGAAACUCGCCUUCAAAAUUACAGUUGCAGACAGAGAAGCUGAGGAGAUGUUUACCAACAAGGAGAAGGUCCAGAAGGAUAUCAAGGUUGUAGCUUCAGAGAAUGUCUCUCUCAGCUGUGAAGUGGCCCAGGCCAAGACAGACGUCAAGUGGUUCAAGGAUGGGAAACUGAUCACUGCCAAUAAGAAAAUCAAGGUAGAAACAGAUGGUAGAUCCCGGUGUCUGGUUGUGCAACAGGUGGAGAAGAAAGAUGCAGGUGAAUACACCUGCGAAGCUGAUGGCCAGAAACUGAACUUCAAAGUCACAGUUGCAGAUAGUGAAGCUGAGGAGAUGUUUGUCAACAAGGAGAAGGUCCAGAAGGACAUCAAGGCUGUGGCUUCAGAGACUGUCUCUCUCAGCUGUGAAGUGGCCCAGGCCAAGACAGAUGUCAAGUGGUUCAAGGAUGGAAAAUUGAUCACCUCCAGUAAGAAAUUCAAGGUGGAAGCUGAAGGCAGAUCCCGGCAUCUGGUUAUUCAACAAGUGGAGAAGAAAGAUGGAGGCAAAUACACCUGUGAAGCUGAUGGUGAGAAGCUCACCUUCAAAGUCACAGUUGCAGAUAAAGAAGUUGAGGAGGUGUUUGCCAACAAGGAGAAGAUCCAGAAGGACAUCAAGGCUGUUCCUUCAGAGACCAUCUCUCUCAGCUGUGAGGUGGCCCAGGCCAAGACAGAUGUCAAAUGGUUCAAGGAUGGGAAACUGAUCACUGCCAGCAAGAAAGUCAAGGUAGAAACAGACGGUAGAUCCCGGCAUCUGGUUCUUCAACAGGUGGAGAAGAAAGAUGCCGGUGAAUACACCUGCGAAGCUGAUGGCCAGAAACUGAACUUCAAAGUCACGGUUGUAGAUGCAAAAGCUGAGGAGAUGUUUGUCAACAAGGAGAAGGUGCAGAAGGAUAUCAAGGUUGUAGCUUCAGAGAAUGUCUCUCUCAGCUGUGAGGUGGCCCAGGCCAAGACAGAUGUUAAGUGGUUCAAGGAUGGAAAAUUGAUCACCUCUAGCAAGAAAUUCAAGGUGGAAGCAGAUGGCAGAUCCCGGCAUCUGAUUAUUCAACAGAUGGAGAAGAAAGAUGGUGGUGAAUACACCUGUGAAGCUGAUGGCCAAAAACUCACCUUCAAAGUUGCAAUUGCAGAUGAAAAAGUUAAGGAGGUGUUUGUCAACAAAGAGAAGAUCCAGAAAGAUAUCAAGGCUGUGUCUUCAGAGAAUGUCUCUCUCAGUUGUGAGGUGGCUCAGUCCAAGGCAGAAGUGAAAUGGUUCAAGGAUGGCAAACUGAUCACUGCGAGCAAGAAAUUCAAAGUAGAAGCACAAGGUGGAUCCCGUUGUCUCGUUGUGCAACAGGUGGAGAAGAAAGAUGCAGGAGAAUACACCUGCAAAGCUGAUGGCCAGAAACUAACUUUCAAAAUCACAGUUGCAGAUAGAGAAGCUGAGGAGAUGUUUACCAACAAGGAGAAGGUCCAGAAGGAUAUCAAGGUUGUAGCUUCAGAGACUGUCUCUCUCAUCUGUGAAGUGGCCCAGGCCGAGACAGACGUCAAAUGGUUCAAGGAUGGAAAACUGAUCACCUCCAACAAGAAAUUCAAGGUGGAAGCAGAAGGCAGAUCCCGACGUCUGGUUGUUCAACAGGUGGAGAAGAAAGAUGGAGGUGAAUACAUCUGUGAAGCUGGUGGCCAGAAGCUCACUUUCAAAGUCACUGUAACAGAAGCAGAGGAGAUGUUUGCCAACAAGGAGAUGUUUGAGAAGGACUUCAAAGUUGUGGCUACAGAGAACAUCUCUCUCAGCUGUGAGGUGGCCCAGGCCAAGACAGAUGUCAAGUGGUUCAAGGAUGGGAAAUUGAUCACCUCCAACAAGAAAUUCAAGGUGGAAGCUGAAGGCAGAUCCCGGCGUCUGGUUGUCCAACAGGUAGAGAAGAAAGAUGCCGGUGAAUACACCUGUGAAGCUGGAAAACAGAAGUUGGCCUACAAAGUUGUUGUUGAAGAAGCUCCCGAAGUCUUUACCAAUAAGGACAAAAUAAAGAAGGAAGUCAAGGCAGUCCUGAAGGAGAAUGCCAUUUUGACCUGCCAGGUGGCCACUUCGGACACUCAGGUGAAAUGGUACAAAGAUGGACAACCCAUCCCCAUUAGCAAACACAUCAAGAUGGAGUCAGAUGGAACCACGCGCAAACUGUAUCUGGAGCAAGUGGCGAUCAAGGACGUUGGACAGUAUACCUGUGAAGCAGGUGGUCAGAAAGUGACCUUCAAGAUGGAAAUAACAGAACCGGAGGUCAAACUCCAAAGAAAAGCUGCUCAGGAGGAGACCAUUGUUGCUCAGGAGCACAAGGAGGUUGUCUUCUCCACUGUGGUAUCACCUGAGGAUGCUGAGGUCAAGUGGUUCAAGGAUGGAGUUGAGAUCCAAGAUGGUAAGAACUAUGAGGUCAAGAAGGACAAGGAGGCUAGGACCUUGAUUGUGAAGACGGCCGAAACCAAAGAUGCUGGUCUGUACACCUGCGAAGUUAAGAGUGAGAAACAGCAGUUCCAACUCAAGGUGGAAGAAGUACCGGUUAAGUUUGCCAAAAAGCUGGAGCCCAUAAAAGCUGAGCUUGGAAAGGCUUUGAAUUUGAGUUGUGAACUCAGCCAGCCCGAAGGAACGGUUGUGUGGCGCAAGGACGGAACAAUCCUCAAAGCCAGCAAGCGCUACCUGAUGCAAGAAAUUGGUGCCAAGAGAGUGCUGAUCAUCUCCAGCUUGCGGGCUGAGGACAAGGGAGAAUAUUCAUGUGAGGCAAGGAAUGACCAAUGCACCAUUCAAGUCACCCCCACAGCACCUCGCAUUGUGAAGUUUGUCAAGGGCCUCUCCAAGGUUGUGGCAGAAGAAGGCAAAGAGGCGGUUUUUGAAUGCACUGUCUCCCCCAGCGACGCAUCCGUAAAGUGGAGCCAUCGUGGCGCCCCGAUCGGAGCCAGCAAGAAAUAUGUCAUUUCUCAUCGGGAUGUCCAUCAUAGCCUUACCCUCACUGAACUGACGGUCCAAGACAGUGGGGAAGUCACAGCUGAAGCCGAGGGAGAAGAGAGCCGGGCCCACCUCCGAGUGGAAGAAGCGCCGGUGUUAUUCGUGAAGAAGUUGGAAGCCAAAGUUGUAGAAGAGAAACAGACGAUUGUGCUCGAAGUUGAGCUAUCCAAGCCGACCCCAGAGGUGAAGUGGACGAAGAACGCAAGUGUCCUUCACCCAACAGCCAAUCUGGAGAUCCAAGCCCAGGGGACAAAGCACUGCCUGGUGAUCAAGAGCGCAUCCUGUGACGAUCGUGGGUUUUAUUCCUGCGAGACCCUCCAUGACAAGACGCAAGCCAAGGUCACUGUAGACAUGAGACCCAUCAAACUGAUCAAAGGCUUGCAGCCGACGGAUGUUCAUGAGAAGGAAUCGGUCACUUUUGAGGUGGAAUUGUCCCACGAAGACGUGGAAGCAGUUUGGAUGAAGGAUGGUCUCCGUCUCAAGUCUCAGGACAACUGCCAGAUAUCCAUGCAAGGGAAGAAGCAUUCACUGACCCUCUCAUCUUUGACAUUGGAAGAUUCAGCUCUUAUUUCCUUCAAGGCUGAAGGAAUUCACACCACAGGCAGGCUUAAUGUGAAAGAAUCCCCUGUGAAAAUCAUCACACCUUUAAAAGACCUCAAAGUUCAGAACAAGGAUGACAUAACCUUUGAGUGCGAACUUUCCAGGCCCAAUGUGGAAGUUAAGUGGCGCAAGAAUGGAGUGGAGAUCCGGCCAAGUAAAAAGAUGGCCAUCGCUUCCAGAGGACCAAAGAGAAGCCUCAUCAUUCAUACAUGUGAAUACGAAGACCAAGGAACAUACAUGUGUGAUGCGGUAGAUGAUAAGAGCUCAGCUGUUUUGGAGAUCCAUGCCCGGGACAUCAAGAUUGUAAAACCGUUGGAAGAUGUGGAAGUGAGCGAAAAAGAAAGUGCUUCUUUCCUUUGCGAGAUUUCACAUGAUGAUGUUCAAACCCAGUGGUUCAGUAACAAAAACAAAAUCCGGGCUGGAGAGAACAUCAAACUACGUCAGGAAGGGAAAAGUCACUCCCUGGUUUACCGCAGUGUGGAGUUGCAGGAUUCCGCAGAAAUAAAAUUUGUGGCUGAAACUGCAGAAUCACGAGCUCAACUUAAAGUCAAAGAACUACCGGUCAAGAUCAUUAAACCCCUCCGGGUGAAGAUUGCCAUCGAAAGACACCGAGGUUUUAUGGAGUGCCAAGUUUCUCGCCCGAAUGCCAUCGUUAAGUGGUUCAAAGGAGACCUAGAACUCCAUUCUGGCCAGAAGUAUGAGAUAGUGAGCGAUGGGAUCUACCGGAAACUUAUCAUCAACGAGACCGAGUUUGAGGAUGAAGGGAUUUACACCUGCGAUGCCGUGGAUGACAAGAGCAGUGCUCAGUUCUACGUAGAAGAACAAACCAUCAACAUCGUGAAGGAGCUGAGAGACGUGGAGGUGAUGGAACCAGCCGAAGCCCGCUUUGAGUGCGAAAUCUCCAUCCACUCAGUGAAGCCCCCCAAAUGGUCUCUCCGUGGGGAAGUGCUACAGAAGGGCCCAAAUAUCAUCAUAGAACAAGAGGGGAAAAUCCACCGGCUGAUCUUGAGGAAAACCAAUGUGGACAUGACAGGCACCAUCCAAUUUGCCAUUGGCAAGUCCAAAUCCUUGGCUGAUCUGAUGGUCAAAGAUAUUCCAGUGAUUUUCACCAGACCUCUAGAAGACAGGACGGUCCUAGAAACCCAUUCGGUGGUCCUCUCUUGUGACUUCAAGCCAUCCCCAAAGGAGGUUGAGUGGUAUAGGAAUCACACAUUGCUGGAACCUUCUGAGAAAUUUAAGAUGAAGAGGGAGAAGUUCACAGCUGAGCUCAAAAUCCUGAGGUUGACCGUCGGGGAUUCAGGUGUCUACCGAUGCAAAGCCGGAAGUGCAGAGACGAAAGCCACAUUGACCAUUUUGGAACGCAAAGUGGAGAUCACCAAACAUCUGCAGGAUGUGGAGGUUGACGAAGAGAGCUUGGCUACCUUCUCCUGUGAGUUGUCUGAAGAUUGUGAGGAUGUUGAAUGGUUCCUCAAUGAUACCCACCUCUUCCCCAACAACUUCAAUGAGAUAAAGCAUUUGGGCAACUCCCACAGCCUGACGCUGAAGCAUGUCACGCCAGAAGACAGUGGGACAGUGACCAUCAAGGUUCAGAAGAAAAUUUCUGAGAGCACCCGGCUGAAGGUGAAAGAGAAGCCGGCUGUCUUCAUGAAAUCUCUGGACGACGUGGUUGCUGAGGAACGAAGCACUAUCACACUGGAGUGUGAAGUCUCAAAACCGAAAGUGAAACCGGUAUGGAAGAAGGAAGGGGUGGAACUGACCCCAGGAGAUAAAUUUGAGAUGUUGCAAUCUGGGAAGACCCUGGGACUCACCAUCCGAGAUCUUGGCAAGGAUGAUGCUGGAUGGUACACGUGUGACCUUGGAACGGAUGUCGCCAAGUCUAAAGUCAUCAUUCAAGAGCUGAAUAUCGGUAUUACAAAGCGUCUAAAGAGCAUUGAGGUGCAGGAAGGAGAGGGUUGUAGCUUCGAAUGUGUCCUCUCACAUGAGAGUCUGGAUGGUUGUCACUGGCUGAUCAAUGGGAACGAAGUCAGCCAUGACGCCCGAUUCCGAGCCUUCAACAAAGGAAGAAAAUACACCCUCACAAUCAAGAAAACCUUAGUUACCGAUGCCGGUGAAGUGGUGUUUUCCGUCCGUGAUUUAAAAUCCAAAGCAUCUCUUGCAGUGAAAGAAAAGCCCGCUGAAUUCACAAAACAGCUGGAGGAUAAGUCCACCUUAGUGGGAUGUGAAGUCAGCCUGAGUUGUGAUUUGUCCAAAUGGGACAACAACCUGAAGUGGAAAAAGGAUGGCAAAGAGAUUCGGAGGAGUCAAAAAUACGACCUGCGUCAGGAAGGCUCCCGAGCGAUUUUAAUCAUCCAUGACACCACAGUGAAAGAUGGUGGACAAUAUACCUGUGAGACCGAAUUCUCCAAAACAAAAGCCACGCUAUCGGUGGAAGAAGCUGGAAACUGCUUUGUGAAGGAUCUUGAGGACUUGAAGGCGGAGGAGAACAAGAAUGCCACCCUCACUUGUGAAACCAAGAAACCAACUUCUUCUGUGGCGUGGAGAAAAGGCAUUGUUGACCUUCAAGCCAGCCAGAAAUAUGAGAUCAGCCAAAAAGGAACUGUCUUGCAACUCCUCGUGAAGGACCUUAAGGAAAACGAUAGUGACAUCUACACUUGUGACAUUGGUGACAGCCAAUCCAGUGCAAAGCUAGUGGUGCAAGGCCUGCCAGUAGUUUUUAACCAAGAACUGCAAAACAAGGAAGCCCAGGAAGGGAAUAAAGUCCGUCUUACUUGUGAGCUUAACAAACCAGAUGUGCCUGUGCAGUGGAUGAAGGGCAACGUAGUCCUGGAAGCAGGUGACAAAUAUGAAUUCAAGCAACGGGGUCCUGUGGCUGAGCUCAUUAUCCGGGAGGCAAAGACAUCAGAUGCAGGGGAAUAUAUUUGCAAAAGUGGAGACCUGAAGACCUCUGCACGGGUGGAGGUGACAGCAGCCCCUGCCAUUUUUAAGGAAGAGCUUAAGGAUGUGGAAAAUAAAGAAGGUGAGACGGUCACUUUGCGCUGCGUCCUCGCCGCGCCAGAGGUCACAGUGGCAUGGAAGAAAGGUGCGACUCUCCUUUGGGCGAGCGAGAAGUACAAGAUGAAACAGGACGGCUGUGUGGCUGAGCUGCUGAUUCACCAUGCACAACCAGAGGAUGCAGGAAAAUAUACUUGUGAUGCGGGAGAGAAGCAGAGCACAGCUCAGAUCAAAGUCCACGCUACGCCCGUCAGUUUUAAAGAAAAACUGAAGAAGGCUGAGGCUCUGGAAGGUGGAGUAGCUACUCUCCACUGUGAGUUAAAUAAACCCGCUCCGGUGGAGUGGGUGAAAGGACAAAAAACUUUACGGCCAGGCAGCAAAUACCGAAUGAAGAAAGAAGGUACCAUCGUCGAGUUGACAAUCCAUGAUCUGGACCUGAAAGAUGCUGGAGAUUAUACCUGCAUUUCUGGAGACCAACAGACGACUGCAGUCUUAACCGUGAAUGCCGUGGCUGCUCAUUUCAAAACUCAACUGAAGAACCAGGAGGUGACCGAAAGUGGAACCGCCACUCUGCAUUGCGAGUUGACCAAAGCUGUGGAUUUGGUCGUGUGGAUGAAGGAUGAAAAAGUACUGAAACCGAGUGAGAAGUACCGAAUGAGGUUAGAAGGACGCUUUGCUGAGCUGUCCAUCCAAGAUCUGGAAGUCCCAGAUGCUGGAAGUUACACUUGCAUGUGUGGGGAUCAGAAGACCAAAGCAACUUUGAAAGUGAAUGCCCUGCCUGUGUUUUUCCAAGAAGACCUAAAAAACAAGGAAGUGAACGAAGGGGAAUCAACCAUUUUCCAGUGUAAGCUGAAUAAAGCAGCAAGUGUGGAAUGGUACAAGGGAUCUAGGCUGCUGAAACCGGAUGGAAAAUUCCAAUUAAAACAGGAAGGUUCUUGUGUUGAACUGGUGAUCCAAGGCUUGGACAUCACCGAUUCUGGAGAUUAUACUUGCAAAUGUGGAGCCCAGAAGACUACAGCUAAAUUGACCAUAAAUGCCCUGCCGGUCCUCUUCACCAAAUCCUUAAAAGACGAAGAAGCUAUGGAAGGCAAAGUUGCCACUUUCCAGUGUGAGCUGAACAAAAUCUCUGCUCCUAUAGAGUGGAAGAAAGGACACAAGAUUCUUAAGUCAGGAAGCAAAUAUAAAAUGAAACACGAAGGAAAAAUUGCUGAACUGGUGAUCCAGAACUUAGAAGUAACAGAUUCUGGAACCUAUGCUUGUAUAUCUGGAGAACAGCAAACCACAGCAACUUUAGAAGUCAAGGCUCUGCCCGUUCUUUUCAAAGAAGGGCUGAAGAACCGGGAAGCUGUUGAAGAUGCCACCACUACUCUCCAUUGUGAGAUGUCUAAAGCUGGGGCUGAGGUACAGUGGAAGAAAGGAUCACAAACUCUUAAGUCAAGCGAUAAAUACAGAAUGAGGCAGGAGGGUCCUAUUGCCGAAUUGUUGAUUCGAGAUCUGAAGGUGGUAGACACGGGAGAUUACUCCUGUUUGUGUGGAGAUCAGAAGACCACAGCCGUCUUGACCGUUCAUGCACUACCUGUGCGUUUCCAAGAAGAACUCAAAAGCCAAGAGGUCCUAGAAGGAAGAACAGCUGUUCUGCACUGUGCAUUAAAUAAAACUGCCGUGGUGGAUUGGAGAAAAGAUGCACAGAUGCUCCAGCCAAGUGCAAAAUACAAAAUCAAACAGAAAGAAAAUGUUGCAGAACUCACAAUUCAGGACGUGACCGAAGAGGAUGCGGGAGAAUAUUCCUGUAUUUGUGGAGAUCAAACCACAUCAGCUUCUGUCACAGUGCAGGCCUUACCUCCAUGUUUCAAAGUCGACUUGAAGAACCUCGAAGCUGCCGAAGAUGGUGCUGCCACUCUGCGGUGCGAGCUGACCAAAACUCCUGCCCUUGUGAAGUGGUGGAAGGGCAGCGAGGUUCUGAAGCCCAGCGAUAAAUACGAAAUGAAACUGGAAGGUGUGGUUGCUGAACUGGUGGUCCACCGCUUGCAACUGACCGAUACUGGGGGUUACAGUUGCACCGUUGGCGAUUCGAAGACUUCAGCUUUCUUAAGGGUGAAUGCCAUUCCUGCGAAGUUCAAGAAAGGUCUGGAAGACCAAGAAGUUACAGAAGGUGGAACUAUUGCUCUCCAGUGUGAGCUGACAAAAACAGCUACGGUGGAGUGGAAAAAGAAACACAAGACACUGCGAGCAAAUGACAAAUACAACCUGAAGCAGGAAGGCCCUGUGGCAGAGUGUGUGAUACAUAAUCUUGAUCUUGGAGACGCCGGAGAAUACUCCUGUGUCUGCGGUGACCAGAAAACCACUGCGACUCUGGCGGUCCGGGCUCUACCUCCCCAAUUCAAACAGGAACUGAAGGAUGUGGCAGCCACCGAAAAUGAAACAGCUACAUUGCAUUGUGAGCUCACCAAAGCUGCUCCUGUGGAAUGGAUGAAGGAAGGAGACAAAUUAAAAGGAGACAAAUACCAAUUCAGACAGGAAGCAGCUGUCGCCAAGUUGGUGAUCUGUGGUUUAGAAGUUGAGGAUGCUGGACGUUACACCUGUAUUUGUGGAGACCAGAAAACUUCAGCUGCUUUGACUGUUAAAGCUCUCAAGCCUGAAUUUACGCAGCAACUGAAGGAUGAGAAAGCGGAUGAGGGCAGCACAGUCAGAUUACGUUGUGAAGUGACAGUCCCUAAAGCCCCAGUAGAAUGGCGCAAAGACGGUGCAAGAAUCCACGCUAGUCCCAAAUAUGACAUCAGACAGGAUGGGGGCAUCCGUGACUUACUCAUUCAUAACUUAGAACCCCAAGACAGUGGGGAGUAUUCGUGCAUCGCUGGAGAUCAAACCACGUCUGCCACAUUAUCUGUGCAAGUCCUGAAACCUGAAUUCACACAGCGGCUGAAGGAUGAGAAAGCGGAUGAGGGCAGCAAGGUCAGAUUACGUUGUGAAGUGACAGUCCCUAAAGCCCCAGUAGAAUGGCGCAAAGACGGUGCAAGAAUCCACGCUAGUCCCAAAUAUGACAUCAGACAGGAUGGGGGCAUCCGUGACUUACUCAUUCAUAACUUAGAACCCCAAGACAGUGGGGAGUAUUCGUGCAUCGCUGGAGAUCAAACCACAUCUGCCACCUUAUCUGUGCAAGUCCUGAAACCUGAAUUCACACAGUGGCUGAAGGAUGAGAAAGCGGAUGAGGGCAGCAAGGUCAAAUUACGUUGUGAAGUGACAGUCCCUAAAGCCCCAGUAGAAUGGCGCAAAGACGGUGCAAGAAUCCACGCUAGUCCCAAAUAUGACAUCAGACAGGAUGGGGGCAUCCGUGACUUACUCAUUCAUAACUUAGAACCCCAAGACAGUGGAGAGUAUUCGUGCAUCGCUGGAGAUCAAAUCACAUCUGCCACAUUAUCUGUGCAAGUCCUGAAACCUGAAUUCACUCUGCGACUGAAGGAUGAGAAAGCGGAUGAGGGCAGCAAGGUCAGAUUACGUUGUGAAGUGACAGUCCCUAAGGCCCCAGCAGAAUGGCGCAAAGAUGGUGCAAGAAUCCACGCCAGUCCCAAAUAUGACAUCAAACAAGAUGGUGGCCUCCGCGAUUUGCUCAUUCAUGACUUGGAACCCCAAGACAGCGGAGAGUAUUUGUGCGUCGUUGGAGACCAAACCACGUCUGCCACAUUAUCUGUGCAAGCCCUCAAGCCUGAAUUCACGCAGUGGCUGAAGGAUGAGAAAGUGGAUGAAGGCAGCACGGCCAGAUUUUGCUGUGAAGUGACCGUCCCUAAAGCCCCAGCAGAAUGGCGUAAAGAUGGUGUAAGGAUUCAUGCUAGCCCCAAAUAUGACAUCAGAAAAGAUGGUGGCAUCCAUGAUUUACUCAUUCAUAACCUGGAACCCCAAGACAGCGGCGAGUAUUCGUGCAUCGUUCGAGACCAAACCACGUCUGCCACGUUAUCUGUGCAAGUCCUCAAAGCUGAAUUCACUCAACGGUUGAAGGAUGAGAAAGCGGAUGAGGGAAGCACAGCCAGAUUACACUGCGAGAUCACAGUCACUAAAGGCCCUGUGGAAUGGCGCAAAGACGGUGCAGGAAUCCACGCUAGCCCCAAAUAUGAUAUCCAACAGGAUGGGGGCAUCCAUGAGUUACUCAUUCAUAAGUUGCAACUCCAAGACAGUGGCGAAUAUUCGUGUAGCAUUGGUGACCAAACCACAUCUGCCACGUUAUCUGUGCAAGAAGUGGACAUCACCAUCAUCCGGGGACUGAAAAGCGCAGAGGUUUUGGAAGAGGAAGAAGUCACCUUCGAGUGCGAAGUCUCCCACGACAACGCAAAAGAUGUGGAGUGGAAAUUGCAAGAUUUGUCGCUUCAAAGCAACCAGAUGAACGAGAUCUCAGUCGAGAGAGGACGGGUGCACAAGUUGACACUCCGCAACGUCACCCAGCAGGAUUCUGGCACGGUCACCUUCCGGGUGGGACCGUACACCUCCACAGCGAGGCUCAGAGUGGAAGCCCUACAUCCUGACUUUCAACAAGAACUGAGCAACCUAGAAUUGCAAGAAGGCAGCGCAGCUUUCCUCAAAUGCGAAGUAUCUAUGCUUAACGUCUCUGCCAUCUGGAAAAAGGGCUCGGAAGUCAUCACUCCGAGCGCCAAGUAUGAAAUCAGUCAGCAGGGAACAACCCAUAUUUUAAAGAUUUACGGUGUAACUCGAAGAGAUUCUGGAAAAUAUAUUUGCGACAUUGGCCACGGGAGAAGCAUGGGCACGUUAUCAGUGGAAGCUCUCUCAGCUCGUCCAGCUCUUUUUCAAGUCCAGCUGGAGAAUCAAGAAGUCAAGGAAGGGGAAACAAUCACCCUGGCCACUGCGCUCACAAAACCCGAUGUGCCCGUCCAGUGGAUGAAAGGCUCUGCCCAACUGGAGCCAAGUCACAAGUAUGAGAUGAGACAAAAGGCAUCUUAUGUUGAGCUGCUAAUCCAUGAUGCGCAACUGGAGGAUGCAGGCCACUAUACCUGUCAAACUGAGGAUCAACAGACCACCGCAUCUGUGCUUGUCAAAGAAAUACCAGCCACCAUAGAAGAAAAAUUAAAAGACCUCACCGUUCUGGAAGGAGAGAAUGCUGCAUUUCGCUGUGUGGUUUCUCACGAGAAGGCCAAAAACCUGCAAUGGAGUUUGGCAGGUGUGCCUCUGCAAUCCAAUGAAAUGAACCAAAUUGGCGUGGAAGGCAAAAUUCACACCCUCGUUCUCCGAAAAGUCACCCUUGAAGACUCCGGCACUGUCAGUUUCCAAGUUGGUCAGAAUUCAACGCAGGCUCAGUUAUUGGUGCAAACUGCACCGGUAACCUUCCUAAAAAAGCUGGAGAAUGCAGAAGUAACCGAAAACAGCAUGGCAACCUUCCGCUGUGAGCUUUCCAAACCUGGGAUCCCAGUGGAGUGGAGAAAGGGAUCAUCCAUGAUCCAGCCCAGCCAGAAGUUUGAAGUCAAAACUGAAGGCAAUGCCUACAUUUUGAUCAUCCAUGAUGUGGUCCCAGAAGACUCAGGAGAAUAUAUCUGCAGUGCAGCUGACAAGAAAACCACUGCCAAACUAAAAGUUAAAGCUCUGCCAGUGCUCUUCAAGCGAAGUCUGCAAAACAAGGAGGUUGAAGUAGGAAACACUGUGUCAUUGUGUUGUGAGUUGUCCAAGCCGAUGUCACCUGUGGUGUGGAGAAAAGGAAACAAGAAGCUUCAGUCGAGUGAGAAGUACGAGAUCAGACAAGAAGGGAAUUUUGCCGAGCUUCUCAUUUAUGAUCUGGAAAUUCAGGACGAUGGCGACUAUACCUGUGAUUCAGGAGACCAGCAGACCACUGCCACAGUGAAGGUCAAAGUGUUACCCGUCUUCUUUGAAGAAGGCUUGCAAAACAUUGAGUCAGAAACCGGAGGGAAAGCUGUCCUGUGUGGCAAAAUCUCAAGUCCCAACACUCCUGUCGAGUGGCGGAAAGGAUCCCUCAUUCUGCAGCCCAGUGCCAAGUACGAGAUGAAGCAGAAAGGCCCCACGGUUGAGCUGAUCAUCUAUGACUUGGAACCGGAGGACUGUGGAUCGUAUACAUGCAGCACUGGGGAUGAGCUGUCCACAGCCUCGGUAUAUAUACCAGAAGAGGAAACACAGAUAGUUUCUGGUUUAAAGAACACGGAUAUUUUUGCCGGGGAAUCAGCUACUUUUACCUGCGAGCUCUCCCGAUCCGGAACACAAAAUGCACAGUGGUGGUUGGACGGCUCGCCUCUUCACAACAGCACUGCAAAUGAAAUCUCGGUGCAAGAUGGGACCAUUCACAAGCUGAUCUUAAAAGACCUGGGUCUCAAUGAUUCAGGAACAGUGACCUUCCGAGUGGGUUCUCUGAUAUCCUCGGCUAAAUUAUUAAUCAAAGAUCCGACCAUUGAGGUGGUCAGCCCCAUGCAGGACCUAACUCUGGAAGAAGACGGGACCGCGGAAUUCAUCUGCCAGUAUUCUCGGCCAGUGCAGGCCAUCUGGAAGAAGGACGAUCAACCUCUUCGAGAAGAUGGCCAGCGAAUUGUGGUUGAGCAGGACUGGAACGUGGCCAAAUUGAAAAUCAAGCCGACUUUCCCUUGUGACACGGGGAUUUACUCUUGUGAAGCUGGAGGCACCAAAGUGGUGGCCAUGCUUGACGUUCAAGCCAAGAACACAGUCAUCCAGGGCCUCGAGAACGUGGAUGCGAUGGAAGGAGGGGAAGCCCUCUUUGAGUGUUAUCUUUCCAAACCAGAAAUCUACAAUUAUAACUGGCUAAUCGAUGAUGUACCGGCAAAAACAUCUGAAAACGUGGAACUGGUUUAUUUUGAAAAUGGGCUUCGCCAUCUUCUGCUUCUAAAGAACCUCAAAGUCCAAGACAGCUGCAGGGUGACCUUUCAAGCGAGCGAUGUGGUCACGUCUGCUUUCUUGACCGUAAAAGGAUGGAGACUGGAAUUCUUGCAGCCGCUGAAGGAUGUCACCGUCCGCGCUGGGGAACAAGCCGUCUUCAGCUGCGUGUUAAGUGAAGCAGUACCCAUCUAUGAGACUGCCUGGUAUCUUAAUGACGUAGACAUCCAGCCAGAUGAAAAUUGGAGAACUGAAGUUGAAGAAAAUACCUACAAACUCAUCCUAAAGAAAGCUCAGCUUCUCCACUCUGGGGAGAUAACCUUCGCUGCCAGAGAUGCUAUUGUGUCUGCAAAACUGACCAUCAUAGAACCUGUUGAAGUCACUCAGCCUUUGGUUGACCAGUCUGCCACGCAAGGAGAGAAGGCCAAGUUGCAGUGCGAAUUGUCCAGUGAGACCCAAGAGGUGAUUUGGGUCAAAGGGAAAGAACCAAUCCAACCUGGAGGACGAUAUGAAAUCAUCUCCGAAGGCAAAAAACAGACACUCAUCAUACACGAUUUUAAAUCUGAAGAUGAAGGAUCCUACACCUGCAUCGCCUCACCUGAAAUCAAAACUUCUGCCACUCUUUCGAUUGACGAUUCUCCAGUGUCCAUGUUGAAAGAAAUGGUUGAGGAAGCACCAAUCUCUAAAGAGCUAAUGAAGGUAGCGGAUGAAGAGGUUCAACCCAGCUUGCCACCCGAAGCUGCUCAGGAAGGUGACCUCCACCUUCUGUGGGAAGCUCUGGCCAAGAAGCGGAGGAUGAGUCGUGAGCCGACCUUGGAUUCAAUCAGUGAACUGCCCGAAGAAGACGACAAGCUUCAGAAGAGGAAGAAGGAGGAAGUGGAGAUAACCCAAUACUACUCCGAGGAAUACUCUACUUGCGAUGAAUCUGCAAAAGCUGGAGAAGCAGAUUUCUCCAUCACAAGUUCAGAUGAUGAAUCCAGAGCCGGGACACCUUCCUUAAUCACCUACCUUAAGAAGGCUGGAUCAAUCACAGUGAGUGUCAGUCGCAAAGCCGUAGAGAAAGUACCUCAAGAUCAGCAGAAGGUCAGUAAAGAACCAUCUCCUCCUGCAGAGUCAACUGAAAUGGAGAUCACUGAAGGUGACUUGGAGGACCCUUCUAUAUCUCAAGCUGCAGUCAAAAUCCAAGCUGCCUUCAAAGGUUACAAAGUGAGAAAGGAAAUCAAACAGCAGGAACGUCCGGUCUUUGCUGAGACCUUCAAGGACUUUGUUGGCAAGAUAGGAGACACCCUCCAUCUGGAGUGCAUGGUCCACAGCAAAACAGACAUGACAGUCAGUUGGCUGAAAGAUGGGAAUGAAAUUAAGGAUGGGCGGCAUUAUCACAUAGACAAUUACAACGAUGGGACCUGUUCCUUAAUUAUUGCCGGUGUGGAAAUGAACGACAAGGGCAAGUACACCUGCGAAGCGUCCAAUAAAUUUGGCAAGGUCUCCCACAGUGCCAAGGUGACCAUCCAACCUCAAGCACCUUCUCGCAAACCGAAACCCGCCAAGCAGCUUCCCGACAGUGAAUCAGAGAGCUCGUCCGGCAGUGAAUUAGACGACGCUUUUCGUAAAGCUGGACGGAGACUCCACAAGCUAUUCAAGUCCAAAAUCUCCACCGAGAUCUCCGACGUCGACGAGGAACUGUUUGUCAGCGCGGACGAGGGAGAGAUCGAGGCAGUGGAUCGUCAGACCUAUCGGGAAGACGAACGCUACAUCUACAUUAAGUUUGAAGUUCACAUGGAGGCCAAAACAGCUGCAGGCCGGUUUCGGGAGAUGUUUGCUGCUAUGGGUAUUCCUGUUGAGAUUGACAUUUUGGACCAGGGUCCUAAAAAGAUAGAGUUGCGUAUUGGGAAAGCCACUUCACCACCUGCAGGACAGUUGCGGACUUUGGUUCAACGGCCACCACCUACUUUGCUGACCUCUGAUACUGCUCCGAUCUUCAUCACUGAGCUUCAAAAUCAAGAGGUGCAGGAUGGUUACCCGGUCAGUUUCGAUUGUGUGGUGAUUGGCAAGCCGAUGCCGACUGUCCGGUGGUUUAAAGAUGGCCGUGUUCUUGAAGAGGAUGACCACUACAUGAUCAAUGAGGACCAGGAAGGAUGUCAUCAACUGAUCAUCACGGCGGUGGUCCCUCUUGACAUGGGGGUCUACCGCUGUGUGGCUGAAAACAGCAUGGGGGUGUCUUCAACAAAAGCUGAGCUACGAGUAGACUUAACCAGCACAGACUAUGAUACAGCCGGAGAUGCAACGGAGACCUCCUCGUACUACAGCGCCAAAGGUUACCUGUCCAGCCGGGAACAAGAUGGAGUGGAGUCAACAACAGAAGAGGAACAGUUGCCUCAAAUCACGGAUGAACUUCACGAUAUUCACGUGGCGCCUGGAGCCCCUGUUGCCAAAUUCCAUUUAAAAGUGAAAGGUUUUCCCGAGCCCCGUCUCUACUGGUUCAAAGACGGUCAGCCAUUACACACAAGCGAUCAUCUCCAAAGGACAGACAGCUGGGAAUUUCACGCUCUGGAAAUUCUCCAGGUCACCAAAGAGGAUGAUGGCCAGUAUUCUGUCUUCAUCACUAACUCUGCUGGGUCUGCUUAUUCGGCAGCCAGGCUCAUAGUCGAAGGAGCUGGUGAGGACAGAAAACCAGAAAAAGACAUUUAUGAGCAGCUAGUGCCACCAAGAUUCCUCGAAAGAUUUACCAACAAGAAAGUGAGGAGAGGGGUCAGCAUCACCCUUUCAGUGAAGGUGGAAGGGACUCCAUCACCCUCAGUAACGUGGUUGAAGGAAGAAUCUCAUGGUGAAGACAUCCUCUGGAUCAGGUCGGACACUCCAGGUUAUAAACUGGCCAGUUCCAAUAUGCAGCACAGUCUGAUCUUAUUGGAUGUGGAAAAAACCUACAGUGGAAACUAUACUUGUAUCGCCUCCAAUCAGGCUGGUCAGUCUAUCUGCAGUGCUUCAUUGGACGUUUUGGAUGUGAAAGAGGCUGAGUCUCUGACCCAGGAGCGUGUGAUGGUGACAGAGGCCAUCAUGACAUCAAUUGGAGCUCAAGCUUCUGAAGCUGGAAAAGGAGAGCACAUGGAAGGAGAAACAGCUCGGAGUCAGAUUUCUCUAACCGAAGUGGGAACCGAGGAAUUUCUGCAGAAACUGACAUCUCAGAUCACGGAAAUUGUAUCUGCAAAGAUAAGUCAAGCUUCCCUCCGAAUUCCUGGAGCUGACAGUGACGAUGAAUCAAAGACACCAUCGGCAUCUCCACGGCAUGGCAGGUCCAGACCUUCCUCAACUGCUCAGGAAUCUUCCUCCGAAUCCGAUGAAGGGGAUGCAAGGGGGGAGAUUUUUGACAUCUACAUGGUCAUUGCUGACUAUACCCCAAUGGGGGCAGACCGUGAAACCAUCACUCUGAAGGAAGGCCAAUACGUGGAGGUUUUAGACUCCGCUCAUCCUUUGAAGUGGCUGGUCAGGACCAAACCCACCAAGUCAAGCCCAUCAAGACAAGGUUGGGUUUCUCCAGCCUACUUGGAUAAAAAGUUAAAGCUGUCUGCGGAGUGGGGUAUCCCUGAUGUUCCAGAGUUCCAUGGAGAAUCUGUUUCAGAGGACGAAUAUCGGAAGAAAUUAAGCUUUAUCAUUCAAGACCUGUUGGGCACGGAAGAGGAGUAUGUCAAGGAUCUUCAGUUCCUCCAAACGCACCACAUCCAGUUCACAGAGACUUGUCCUGCCGUUCCUGUUGCUGUGUCCAACCAGAAGCCCGUUAUUUUCAGAAAUAUUACUGACAUAACGCACUUUCAUUCCAACACCUUCUUCCCAGAGCUUCAGAAGUGUGACACAGAUGACGAUGUGGCCAUGUGCUUCCUUAAAAAUGAAGCCGAAUUUGACAAAUACAUCACCUACUUGGUAGGCCGGGUUCAAGCCGAGUCCAUUGUGGUCAGCAAAGCGGUCCAGGAGUUUUAUAAGCGAUACACAGAGGGGACACUGGCUAGUGAGGAUCCUUCCCUGCCACCGAUGUUCCCUCUGCAACACUAUCUAGAGAGACCCAUAAACCGGAUCCAGAAAUAUCAAACAGCAAUCAAGGACAUGAUCCGAAACAAAGCAAGGAACACUCAAAACUGCGCCCUUUUGGAACAGGCCUACGCCAUUGUUUCUGCACUCAACAGACGAGCAGAAAACAACCUUCAUAUUUCUCUCAUUGAGAACUACCCUGGAACCCUGGAAAUAUUAGGGGAACCCAUUCGGCAGGGACAGUUCAUUGUGUGGGAAGGUGCUCCGGGGGCGCGCAUGGCUUGGAAGGGACAUAAGCGCCAUGCCUUCCUCUUCAAGGGUUACCUGCUGGUGUGCAAACCAAAACGGGACACGAAGAUGGAUACUUACAGCUAUCUGUUCAAGAACAUGAUGAAGCUAUCUCACAUCGAUGUGAAUGACCUGAUCGAAGGAGAUGACCGGGCGUUUGAGAUUUGGCACGAACGGGAAGAUUCGGUCCGGAAGUAUCUCUUCCAGGCGCGCACCGUUAUCAUCAAAAACUCAUGGGUGAAAGAGAUCUGUAGUAUUCAGCAACGGAUCAGUCUCCCUGUAUGGGAUGCACCUGAUUUUGAAGAGGAACUGGCGGACUGUACAGCAGAACUGGGCGAAACUGUCAAGCUGGCAUGCCGAGUCACAGGAACCCCUAAACCAGGCAUCACCUGGUAUAAAGAUGGGAAACCAGUCGAAGUGGAUCCUCACCACAUCGUCAUAGAAGAUCCCGAUGGAUCCUGCACAUUGAUCCUUGAUAAUCUGACCGGAGUGGAUUCAGGGCAAUAUCUGUGCUAUGCGUCUAGUCCAGCUGGCAGUGCCAGCACCCUUGGGAAAAUUCUCGUCCAAGUGCCUCCUCGGUUUGUGAACAAGAUGAAACAUGCCUAUUACACCAAUGGCGAAGAUGCACAGUUUACUUGCACUAUCGAAGGGGCACCAUACCCCCAAAUCAGGUGGUAUAAAGAUGGGAACCUCCUCACUGACCCGAACAAACACCAGAGCUUCAGUGAGCCACGAAGUGGCGUGAUUGUCCUGGUUAUCAAAAAUGCCUGUGAGGAUGAUGAAGGUUUCUAUGAGUGUGAGUUGAUAAACAGGUUGGGGACCGCGAAGGGAAGCGCCCACCUUUAUCGUCAAACCACAACAGCAUUGGCUCCGGAGAAGAGACCUGAGCAAGCGAUCACAAUAGAAGCUGAACUGCAGGCGCCUCCUGGCAAAACCAGAGAAAGUGACACGUUGUCUAGGGAAGCAGACAUCAUUCCCCAAGACGAAAGCAUGUGUGAACGUGCUGUUCUCCCUGCCAAGGUCGUCGAAAUGAUAGCGGAAGUGCCGUGGUUCCGGAAUGAAAGAACAGAGGACAUUUUGGAUUUAGCCGGUGAGGGCAUCGCGGAGAGAACCCGUGUUGAUGAAAAAGGAGAAAAGAGCGUCACAAGUCCACCAUACAUGCAGGUGCCCCUUGAGGAUGUCCAGGUUCGGUGUGGGGAAAUGGCCAAGUUCCAGGCCAUCAUUGAAGGCAAUCCUCAGCCGGUGGUUGGAUGGUUUAAGGGAAUUUCCUUGUUGCUGGACAGCGAAAGGAUCUACCAGUUGAACGAAGGGACUACCUACUCUCUGAUCCUCUACAACGCUCGGGCCGAAGAUGGAGGGGUCUACGCUUGCAUGGCUAAAAACCCUGGAGGGGAGGUGGUCUGCAAAGCGGAGCUGGUGGUACAGGAAGACAAGAAAAGUCAAGAGGCGAAGAAGCGAAGCUCACGAAGGAAACUUCAUUCUUUCUACGAGGUUAAACAGGAAAUAGGAAGGGGCUCCUUCAGCGUUCUCAAGAGAGUCAUCCAUAAAGCUAACCGUGUGGCUUGUGCUGCGAAAUUCAUCCCAUUGCGAAGUCGAACGAGAGAACAGGCUUAUCGGGAAAGAGAUAUUCUAGUCCAACUUUCCCAUGAUCGAAUUACUCAAUUACUGGACCAGUUUGAAACACGGAAAACCUUAAUUCUUAUUUUGGAACUAUGUUCCAACGAAAACCUUCUGGACCGCUUGUACAAGAAGAACAUGGUGACAGAAGCAGAGGUCAAAUUCUACAUCAAGCAACUUCUAGAAGGGAUCCUGUAUCUUCACAGCAAUGAAAUAUUACAUUUGGACAUCAAGCCCUCAAACAUUUUGAUGGUCCACCCCGACAGGGAUGACAUUAAGAUCUGCGAUUUUGGCUUUGCCCAAAGGAUAAAUCCGUCAGAGCCUCAGCACAGCAUUUAUGGAUCUCCAGAAUUUGUCCCACCAGAAGUACUGUCCAGGUCUCCAGUGUCAACGGCAUCAGACAUCUGGCCAGUUGGGGUUAUUAGCUAUUUAAGCUUGACCUGCAAGUCUCCCUUUGCUGGGGAAAAUGACAGAGCAACCCUGCUCAAUAUCCAGAAUGGAAUUGUUUCAUGGAAUAGCUCUGAUUGGGAUCAUUUGAGCAAAGAAGCCAAGGGUUUUAUCGAAAAGAUCCUUCAGCCAGCUCCUGGAACCAGGCCAAGUGCGAUGGAGUGCCUCUCUCAUCCCUGGUUUUCUCACAAAUCACCACCUGAAGAGGGUCAUUUUAUUGAGACAAAACCGCUCAACUUUUUUGUAUCCCGAAGCAAAUGGCAGCGGUCUCUUAUGAGCUACAAGUCGUUGCUUGUUAUGAGACCAAUCCCAGAAAUUCUGGAAAAGCAUCACAAGAACACGUCGCUUGGAGUCUCCCGACAACUGGUCGAAGAAAGCAGUUCCUCCAGCACGAGUGGGUCAUCUUCGGACAACGAAAUUUUGGUCUCCUCUGGAAAAAAGCCUUUUGGACCCAUCCCAGAGGUUCGUCUAUCUGUGCUGAAAGACUCAAACAAUCAAGAUGAUGAAGUAUUUGAAGAUGAGUUCAAACUUCCUGAUGACUCCAUGCCACCCAUCAAAACCAGAAGGUUGAAGGAACCUUCAGCAAAAGGACAUCCUGUCCGAGAACGAGAAAUCUCCGAAGUUGACCCCCAUGGAAGAACAGUGUUUGAGCUGGCUUCGUUACAAGAUCAAACUGGAUUGUUGCCUCCAGAAGAAAGAAGAAUAGAACGGUCUCCAGGCUGUGUCCCGAGACAUAGCGUCAUCAAAAGCACUUUUUACAGCCACCCGUCAGAAAAUCUUACUGAUUUUCCCUCCUCGCCAGGAAAAGGGCAAAGGAAACAAUUAGAAAAAGCUAAGAGAUCUUACAGAAAAGCUGGAUACUCAAAGUCCGCUUUAACAGGUCUACGGGAACCCUUGCUAGAACGGUUUGAACUUGGUGGAGAAGGAAGACCGUUGGCAGAUGCAGAAUUGGGGAAGGAACGAGAAGUAAGUUAUGGACCCCUAAUCACCAAAUCAGCUUCUUUUGAUACUGCUCAGAAAUCGCCCAAAGUGACUUUCCAGGUAUCCGCCAGGAGCCGUUCUUUGGAUGACUACAUAAUAAGAGCCGGGAGCUUCGCUGAGGAGCAGGAGAUUGCAGACGAAGACCUGGACACCAUGGUGCAGGGUGGUCCAGCAGAAGGAACUCAUGUGAAGGAUGAAAAAACGUCAGCAGCAAAAGCUAGGGAGGGUUUUUCUGAAGAACACCCAAUGUUAGUCCCACUGGAUGACAAGGAAAGAUCCAAGUUGGGCCUUCAGCAGGACAAGAAGACCUUGAUUUUGGCACAAGACUCUGAAAAAGAGGAGGAUUUACCUCAGAAAAUGAAGGUGCCACAUUUUGUGGGAAGAUCUCCUCAAGGCAGAGAAGAUUUGAGUCUAGAAGCUCAGCAAUCUGGUUUUGCUUCAGGGUUGGUUUCAAAAAGUGACAUUGAGGAGGAGCAGAGAUCCAUGUCUUCUCCUCACAGGGAUGGACAAAUUGUUUUUCCAAAGGGGAAAACCUCUGUUUUGAGAGUGCCACCAUCAGGGAGCCCACAUUUGGUGUCUCAGGAUAGCAAGGAGGAAAAACUGCCCCGUGAGGCAACCCCAACUUCUCCCAAGAAUAUUGAAGGACGUCAACUUCAACAAGGAGAAAAUCUUCAUCUUCUGAAAGCUGUUCCUUUGCACAUCUCCCAUGUUCAGGCUGAGAAACAGCUUGCUGGUGCUCCAGACAAGAGUCCCAAAGACCUACAGACUGUGCCAGUGCUUGAAGGCCAGAAACCUUUACAUCAAUUGCCUGUUGCACACCUGGAAAGGAAGCUACCUGUUGCAAAAACUGAAGGUCCUGUUCAUCCAGAGAUUGUUGCUCUGGGAAGAAGCCAGCAACCAUCACAACGAGAGUCUCCUCUUUACAGAAGACCGUCUCCUACUACCCCAAGAAGUGCUGCUGCUCAGAUGCAAGCAUCUUCCCAACCAGGAUCCACCUCAGAACCCAUACUUCCUGGAGAAAUCCAGAUAGCCUCACUUCCAAAGUCCUCUGCUUACCCAGAAAGAGAGUCUCUUCUCACAGAGGUUCAGCGUACUCCUCAAGCCCAAGCAGAUCUGAUGUCCUUCUUUGAAGCUGAAAAAUAUGAGCUCUACCACCACCUGCCAUCUGCUCCUAGUGAAGCCCUCAAGGGCCAAAUACCCAUCGUAGCAGGCUAUUCUCAAGCAAAAAUGAGACAGUUUGCAACCUCUGGAGAAAAAGGCUCCAUAACUCAAAUGAAAAGACCAUAUUCUAUUGGAGAAGGCAGAAGCCACGAGCAGAGACUUUACAGUGACCCAGAGGUUUACGUUCUGGAGAACUUAGCGGAGAAGAUGGCUUACCGCUCGAAAGCAACACUUCCUUGGUCAGAGUCACCCCAAGAUGAGAUGCUCCAUCAAACGUCACCUGGCCAAGCAGUGAGACCGAAAAGUAGGUAUCUGGUGCGCAGAGGCAAGAGAGAAGGUGGCAUUGGCCUAGCAGAUCCUUCAGAAGCCGAUAUUAUCUAUCCUGGAGAAGAAGACUAUUUCAGUCUUCAGUCUUACCUGAGCAAGAAAGCCAGGAUGUCUUCUUCUUAUGAAGGCUUGGAUUAUCCAGGAGGUAGCCGAAUGUAUGAAAUUGCCCUUGUGCAGAUCCAGGACCUCUCAGAGAUGCCUCGUCCCGACAGCAAGACCUCCAAAUUUGAUAUCACGGAGGUGGAACCAGCUUUCCUCAACCUUCAUGAACUCUAUGACAUUGUCUAUUCUCCAUUCGAGUUCCUGAGUUUCAGGAAAGCUCCUGAGAAUUUGCCCAGCAAAAGGCCACCUGGAUCCAAACUCCCUUCUCAGCAGGAGAAAAAAAUAUGUCUCAGGGAGGAUAAUUUGGGCCUCAAGGAACUUUCUGGAGAAGAAGAAAUAGAUGCCCUCAAAAUGGAGGUGGGUCCUGAACCAGCCAUAGCACUACGGAUAGGGAAGAGGUCUGACUCGGAAGGUGAUCUACCGAUGGGGUCCCAGUAUGAUCUCCCAUCAGAUCCAACGAGGAAGAGGAAGAGUUCUCUCCAGAGUGCCUUAGGACUUUUCAAGCCGGUUGUCCGCUCUCAGUCCAUGGAGCAGGUGGAACUCAGUCUGAGGAAGAGGAUGAAGGCAUCUGUAGCUCAGUUCUCGAAGAUGUUGACCAGAAAACUGUCCAGUGAAGACACCAGAACAGCCUCUGAGGAAGUCAAGAGUGAGCAAGCUGAGAGGACUUCCUUGACAGAGCCUUCCCCAACUUCCAAAAAGAAACGGAUGUUCUCGUCAUUCACCUUGCCAAGCCUCAAGACCAAGGACAAAGGACCUUCUUUCACAGAAGAGCUCACCGAUCAGACCGUUGCCAUCGGACAAUCUCUGACCCUCUCCUGCCGGACCUCUUCCCAUUCCUCCUCUGGCGUCGAAUGGUUCAAAGACGGAGCAGCGAUUUGCAACACGGAUCGGAUCCUGAUUUCUUCGACUCUAAAACGGUUCCAGCUUUUAACCGUGUUAUCAGCUACAAUAGCAGACUUUGGCGUGUACACCUGUAAGGCUACCAGUUCCCACGGAGCCGUUUCUACCUCCUGCACCAUAAGGAAAGCAGAGGCACCUUCAAACAUACCUGCCCCUGAUAUCCUUGAAGUUCUUGAAGAUGGCGUACAGCUGGCCUGGGAAGCGAUGGAACUCAACAAGCCAGUGACUUACACUGUUCUAUGCAAGAAGGAUGAUGGGGAGUGGAAAACCCUGGCCAGUGACAUCCCGGAUUGCUGUUACACAGUUGAACAUCUUCCUCGGGGUUUGGUCUACUCCUUUCGUAUUGCUUGUGUGAGCCCAGCCGGCGUGGGUCCAUACAGCUACCCAACUCCCAAAGUGAAAAUUGGUGAAGAAGAUCAAGCAGCAUUUCAAGCUCAGGAAGAAGAGAAUAGGAUGGCAGCUCCGCCAACGCACCAGACCUACGCCUUCCAGACCGAGAUUAAAAGGGGCCGUUUCAGCAUCAUCAAACAAUGCCGAGAAAAAUUCAGCGGAAAUCCGUUGGCUGCCAAAAUCAUCCCGUAUCAGCCAGAAGAGAAAGACGCCAUCCUACAGGAAUAUCAGAUCCUAAGGAAACUGCACCACACCAAUGUAGGGCAGCUGCAGGGUGCCUAUGUGAGCCCACGCCACCUUGUGCUGAUUGUCGAACUCUGUGUGGGACCCGAAUUGCUUCAUGCCUUAGCUGGAAGGCCUUCGUAUUCAGAGGUGCAGGUCAGGGAUUACCUGUGGCAGAUUCUCAGCGCUGUCGAGUACCUUCACAAACAAGACAUCAUGCAUCUGGAUCUGCGGUCUGAAAACAUGGUGAUUGUUGAGCCCAACCUGUUGAAACUCCUGGACUUUGGCAACGCCCGGUUCUACACGCCCGACCAAAUCAUAACCGUGGAUGGAUGCACGGAUUAUGUAGAAACCAUGGCUUCAGAACUCCUAACGGAGAAGGGAGCCAUCCCGCAGACGGACAUCUGGGCGAUUGGCGUGACAGCUUUCAUCAUGCUGAGCGCCGAAUACCCCAUCAGCUCCGAGGGUGCCUGUGACUUCGGAAGGCUGGUCAAGCGGGACAAGAUACGACUCAACAAAUGUUACGCCGGUCUUUCGGGGGGAGCCAUCAACUUUCUCCAAAGCACGCUUUCCUUGAAUCCAUGGAGAAGACCAACAGCCGCAGAAUGUCUCCAGUCUUCGUGGCUGCAGGAGACUGGCUUGGACGAACACCAACAAGCCACGGUUUCUUUCUCCACCACCAAGCUGAGAAAUUUUGUGGCCGAACGCGAGCGGAAAAGAGCACUCCUCUGUUCAAAGUACGGUGUGAUGGCUGUGUAGCCAGCGAAACCUCUUUCACACGAUCCCUUUCUGGCUGCCGUGACUCACCGCCUCGCCGAUGAAUCUUAGUGCUGAGUUUUAUAUAUAUAUAUCUGGACUCCAAAAAGCAAGGAUUUUUAAGCAGCACAUUGCCGAGCAACGGAAGUUUGCAGGUGAAGACAUUUAUUUUGAUAGCGGAAGGGAAGAUGGAUGCAUUUUAUUUAUUUUAUAGUAACGUUCCUCUAAUAUCCUCAACAACUUGGAAUAAUUGACAGAUUGGAGAAAGUGAAAGUCAGGCCCGAAAGAUUAUCUGUUUCAAAAGCAAUUCAAAGGUGGAUGCAACCCACAGACAGAAUUUAUGAAAUCUCUGGGUUAUUUAUUUAUUUUAUUUUAUUUUUUGCAAAGAAAAAGAAGCAUCUGGUUUUUUUUAGAGGCUUUGACAAAAGCUGGAGGGAAAGAAGAGGCUACACAAUAUUUUCUAUUCGCUGUUCCCUAUCAGUUGAGCAUGCAAAUUGUCCAUACACCUUACAACCGUUUCACAAAAAAAAGGAAGAUUUAGAUUUAAUUUCGGUUUUCGUUUUAAUUUAAUUAAAGGUAGUUCUAUCAAAAUAAAUUUAGUUCAGUAAGUUCAUUAUUUAUUAAAGAAUUUAUUUAAUCCAAAUGAAAUUAAUAAAACUAAAUUAAAAAAUAACAAUAAAUUAAAUUGGUUUUAUUAAUUUAUUUUAGUUUUAAUAAUUAUUUAAUUAUUUGAUGUUAGCAUUAAAUACUUAAUUGAACAGUUUUCUUUCGUUGCUUUUUUUUUUCCCCUGUUGUAUUCGAUAGAGAUAACUUUCAGAGGUGCAAAUAAAGCUCAUUUUAUUAGGAAGGAAAAUCAGUCUGCCUUAGAAGACUUCAAUACAUACAUAAUUAAUCUUGGUGAUAAAGAUAAGAGUAAAUUUCAUUAACAGUUGGAUGAGUUUCAAUGGCUUUACAGCUCUGGCUUUUCACGUGUGAACGCCCCAGGGUGAAAAUAUACACUACUCAGACAAUAAAUCAUUGUCACAGGGAGAAACCCAUAAACUCAAUCAAAAUCACAAUGCCCUACAUGUUUCUUCAGAAAUAAUCCCAUGAUGUUCCUCCUGAGGUAUAAAGAGGUGGCUCGUGUCAGCCAGCUAAGCUGCAUGCAGCCCUUCGAAGAAGCUGCCAGCUGUUCUUUUCAAAGAAUUACAGAAUUCUUUCAAAAAAAGGAAUCAUAGAAAAUCUUUCAUAGUCUUAUCGGAGAGCAAGUGCAGUGCCUUCACUUCACUCCGACUGGUGUGAUGUUUGUUGCCAUACAAACAAACAAACAAAAUUAGUUGGUUAUUGCUUCUUUUGCAGUGAAGAAUGAAUUGUCUGGCUGUUUUAUCACCGAUGGAACUUAGUUUUGCAAUCAAGAGAUCUUCCCUUAUUGCUUCACCUGGUUAAAAGUGACCCCUUUGCUGUGGUUUUCUUUUUCAAAUCGCUGAACUAUUUUUUCUUCCUCACAUUGACUUUUUUUUAAAAAAUAAAAAUAGCCCAGUAGAACAGAAAACAUUAAAUUUGAUUUUCCAAUUAUUUUAAAAAACAGACUGACUAUUCAUCUGCCCCAGUAAAUAAAUACUGUAAUCAAAGUAAA